Ostrea edulis (European flat oyster) is the source of this 2908-nucleotide messenger RNA. RefSeq lists its product as uncharacterized. The record is from RefSeq and is a predicted model, not a curated record. The transcript has 7 exons. Bases 1526 to 2203 code for a protein of 225 amino acids. NCBI's taxonomy places the organism in Eukaryota, Metazoa, Mollusca, Bivalvia, Ostreida, Ostreidae.
UGUAAACAGUGUUGUAACUUUUCAUGUGACACACACAGCCUCCCCAGCCUGUGUUUCGAUAGGUGCGUUAUUGAAAACAUACAAGAAAGUGGACGAAAUAAAUCUAACCUUUUCGAGACUGACGGUAAAUGUAGCAGCCAGUGACAGUGUCGGUCCAAAAGAUUUUCAGGGAGGGGGAACAACCCCUGCGCAGGGGGAAUAUGUUAUGACCUUUGUUCAAAAUUGUUUAAUCAAAAGCGGGAGGGUUGCGACCUCCGUAACCCCCUUUAGACCCAACGCGGAGUGACUGCAGGGGAAAUAACCCUGUCAGACUUAUACAACCCAAUGGCAAUGUAGAAAGUUGAAAUGGCAGGUCAAUUAGGCUAGGUGUCGAAAUUGAUUCAAGAAUCUCCAUCCAUUGCACUUUCUAACACAAGAGGCCCCACCACCCCCUCCAUACUCAAUCCCAAUGUACUUGAAAUGUUGUGAUUUUUUAGUUGAUCUCUUUUUCGACAAAAUAAAACAUAUCAAAGUGUCCGCAUCGCUUUUAGAAUUUAAUGUACACAUCAUUUACUUCUCUGAGUACAUUGAUCCAGACAAAACCCUUGAGUAUUAAAUAUCUGUUAAGUACGUGAACAAGAGCUAUAAUUCACUCUUAGCUAUUUUUUGCUUAUUAACUUAUUCAGGGAAUACAUUUCGCAAAAUUAAAGCUUUUUUGUACUAUAGGAGUGCGAUUGCGAACUUUUUAUUGAAAACGGGGUUGCUUAAAAUAACCUUUCUUGCGUGUUUUUUUUUUUCCCCAACCAAAGAGAGAUUGCAAUUUUUCUCACGCACAAAAGCAUAGUUUUAAACUCGCUGGUUGAAAUUUAAUUUUGCUAAGGUUAGGCUUGAUUUUUCAUUCUUUGUAAGUUUGAUUAGAUUUAAAAGGCAGUAAAAGAGGAUGGGUUGACUGGUUGACACGGAGACUUUUAAUGAUAGAUGUGUAGUUCACCAAGAGAACAUAGGACGUCUUCUUUGUAAUUAGUAAUAGUAAUUGUAGUAUAAUUAGAUGUCAAGACUUCAUGGAUUCCACUGUGUGGGAUGAAGAGUGCUCUUAGUCUCUGUUACGUAACAAAAUUAAAUUAAAAGCACAAGCUUCCUCCUAUGUUUAUAUUGAAGGUCACUUGAUCUCAGUCCGUUGUUGUUUCGUGUUUUAUACAUACAACCAUGCUACGGCAACAAAUGAAACGCUUCUUAUCUGAUUUCGGUCUUCACAUUUAGCGAUCCUCGCUGUCUAGAGUCCUUGAAUUUGAAUGACUUGUCGGUGGCAUUAGAUUGUCUUAUACCUAAAUAACAUUAAUGAUAUAAUUGUGGAAGUAAUGCAUUCAUGCAUAACUUUGACGAUAUUUCCUUCAUAACACGCGUUGAGGGCCGAUUUUCAUUGUGGUCUCAUGUAUCGGUUUUAGUUUCAGUUUACAAGGAUACAGGAUGUGUAAUUGACGGUGGACGGGGCCCAUCUGUUACACGGGUAUUUGGGGUAUAGACAUCAAUAACUGUACUUAUAGGUAUGGACGGUCACCUAGUCUCAAUCUUCGUGAUUCUUAGUUCCUUCGUCAAAGAGUGCCAUGGGGAUUCAUACAGUAUUACAGGACUUGUGGUAUCUUCCGCAUGCGCAGUGACACUUUUUAUCAUCGUCAUAAUCGUCGCCAUCUUCAUCACUAUGUGGGCUGAUUUCUUACAACAAUAUUACAAAAAGCGGGGAAUCCAGAAGUCGCCCAGAAUAACGGUUUUGAAAAGACGCGCUCAUAGCAACAAAGGGACGCUGUCCAAAGAACAGGAAAUCCAGCUACAAGUCCAGGCCCAGCAGAAACUCAGGCCCAGGCUUCCUAAUACCUGGAGGGCCGGCUACGAACCACCACCGUCACCAUCACCGUCACCACGACAACAAAACGGAGAUUUACCGAUACAUCUUGAAACUUACACGACGACCGGCGAUUUCCAUUUUGGUGCCGAGGAUAUUGGGGAAGAUGAGUACGCUACGGUACAAAAAUCCCCGGUUGUCAUGGAGAUCAAGGACGACAAGGAACCACAUUCUGUGCGUAAUUACGAGAGUGUCAUGAAUUUGCCAGAGGAGAGUCCCGGUAGGCCAGCUAAUCGGACUAGUCAGCACAGCCACAUAGGACUGAUAAUGUCGGGUGAAAUGGUCGAAAUCCCACUACAAGAUGAGAAAUCCACUCAUUUCUGAUAAGAUCCUGGCACAGGGACCGGUGGCUGGAGGAGACGAUCCUAUGUUAGCUGGGUCAGUGACUUGUAUCAGAAGACAUCAUUACAUGCCUAAUAUUGCCACAAUGCCGACCAGGGACUGUAUUUCUGUUUGUUCAAUUUCACUAUUUAUGCAAACAAUUUUAUUGUGAACAUGGGGAACGCGAGAAAAACGAGGAGCUGUAUUUUGCUCGUUUUGUUGACUUGCGGAAAUUAGGAAUGGCGAUCUAUAUAGCUACCAGUGGGUAGCUGUUGUGUUUUACAUCGUUCGUAUUUUUUUCUUUUUAAUUCUGUCACUAAUCUACAAACGAGGAACGGGUCAACGCUCUGUUACGCCUAUUGUACAACCUUUAACAUUCUUGUUUUUGUAAUUUGCAAUAACACUUAUGCAGCCUCUGUUCAUGUUAAUUACAGUUUUGAGAAGAAAAAUAACGUCAACAUUAUUGGUUCUUCAAUAGAAAUUAAAACAGGAUGUCGAUGUCACAUACAAAAAAAAAAGUUGGCCAAAGCCAAAAGGGGGUGGGUGGGUUAUACGCAAAAUGCUCUAAGCAGACACAUUCACACAGGCAUAAAACCCUGCAUUAGCCGUAUCAGAAGCUACUAGUAUUUACUAUACGAAGAAUGUUAAUAUUUACAAAUGCUUUCAAUUAAGAAUUACACAAUGCAUUGGAAUAAAUAUUCGAAUGAA